This is a messenger RNA of Saprolegnia parasitica CBS 223.65, 615 nucleotides long. The record is from the annotation of a RefSeq genome assembly. NCBI's taxonomy places the organism in Eukaryota, Oomycota, Saprolegniomycetes, Saprolegniales, Saprolegniaceae.
AUGAUUAAAAUUUUAAAAAAAAAUCAAAAAAAAAAUCAAUUAAUUUUUUUUAAAAGUUCCUUAGGUUCUUUAGAUAUUUUUAAUAUACAUGAAAAAAUUAGAAUACCAAAAAAUAUAAAUAUAGUUUUAAAAAAAAAUCAAUUAAUUUUACAAGGACCUUUAGGUUCAAUUGAUUUAAAUAUAAUGAAUUCUUUAAAUUAUUUUAUUAAAAAUAAUAAUAUAUUAUUAAGUUUUAAUAGUUUACAUUUAAAAAGAAAAAAAAAAAGUUUUUUAAAUUUAUAUAAAUCUUUAAUAAAAUUAAAAAUAAAAGGUAUUUUACAAGGAUUUAAAUUAAAUUUAUUUUUAAAAGGUUUAGGUUUUAAAGCUUUUAUUGAAGAAAAAAAUUUAAUAUUAAAAUUGGGUUAUAGUCAUUCAAUUACUGUUGAAAUACCAGAAAAUAUAAAAAUAAUAAAUCAAACAAAUAAAUUAAUUUUUAGUAGUAAUGAUUGGAUUUUUUUAACUAAAUAUGUACAUUAUAUAAAAAAUUUCAAAAAACCUGAACCUUACAAAGGAAAAGGUUUAUUAUUAAAAAAUGAAGUAAUUAUUUUAAAAGAAGGAAAAAAAAGUAAAAAAUAA